Molecule: messenger RNA, 2442 nt
Organism: Penicillium cataractarum
Lineage: Eukaryota; Fungi; Ascomycota; Eurotiomycetes; Eurotiales; Aspergillaceae
Product: GTPase-activating protein GYP7
Exons: 5
Coding region: 1-2442 (813 amino acids)
Biological process (GO): activation of GTPase activity
Molecular function (GO): GTPase activator activity
Source: RefSeq, a predicted model, not a curated record
AUGGCGGGCCCGGUAAAAUACACUCCUCCUCCAUCACCGCCGUCACCGACUGCGUCGUUCUAUGAUAUAAGCGACGAUGAUGAAGACGAGUACAACACCAUCGCGCAUGCCCGGUCUGGGCGUGGGGUGAAGCUACUCUACUCCAAAAGCAAAGUCUACGUGCAUCCUACACCUUCCGCCAAAGACAACAUAGCUGGUUUCAUCGCCCUGAUCCAGCAGAAACCAAAGCCGGGGCCCAACCACUCAACCACCACGCAUUCCCGCAACGAUGCUUCCUCGUUCCUCCUUGCCUGGGUCCCCGAGGCUUCACUCGGCGAUGCUUACAGCACCUAUGUUAAAGUUGACCUCGCCGACGACGAUUCCCCGCCCCGCCAGCGAUACCUCGUUCCGCCGCUUCCGACUACCACCACGCAUAGAGACCCGAUCGGACUCUACUCAUUCGCCGUCCCCGUGUCAGAAAUAUACUCUUUGUUGGUGCGGCCUCCAAGCCUAGGAUGGUGGUUUGGAAGCGUUGUGAUCAAUACACGGUCGGGGGACAGCUUUCCUGCCUUGUUCUUCCAUGAUAGCGAAUGCGAGUCGACGAUACUGCAGAAGAAAAAACGUGUCAGGGAGAGCUUCGAUCCGUUUGACCAUGACGGUAGUCUAUUUUGGGGCGGCGAUGAGGUCCUGCGUUGGCUAAGGACAUACGUUGAGGUUCAACGUUCCUCCGUGGACCGGAACGUCUAUCUGAUCAACCCUUCCGAGGAAGAUCAGCUGUCAUUUGGACGAGGUUUAAACGCUGGGGACGGCACACUGUCGAAGGCCCAGCCGGAAGCUACAGCCGCUGGGCCCAAUGCGGCUGGGCAGCAGCGAGAUGCCAGCAUGGAUCCAUUCAUGAAGACCCUUAAAGAGACUCGCUGGAAAGUGCUAGAGCAACUCAGCAAGAUUACCACGUUUACCAGGCGGACUGCUAACGAGAUCGCGGACAAUCCUCGCAUUCCACCGCAGGUUCGACGCUUGAUGAAAAAUCCCGAGGUUCAGACCCUCCAAGAUGAAUUCGAUAGCGCCCGACUGUAUCUGGCGCGGUGGGCCAUGAGCAUCGCUGAACAGGGCGAGAAGGACCGAAACCAGCGGAUCUGGACUGCGCAGGAUGUUCUUGAGUCGGAGAACAGUUCUGUAGGCGAUUUUGAAAUCCUUGAGCUCGAGACUGGCAACCUGGCCAUUCAAGAGCGACGACGAAUCGUCACGCUUGCUGAAUGGGAGGGCUUCUUUGACCCGGUAUCUGGAAGGCUGCACCUAACAGUCGAGGAAGUCAAAGAGCGCAUCUUCCAUGGAGGCUUGGAUCCCAAUGACGGUGCCCGUAAAGAGGCCUGGCUGUUCCUGCUCGGCGUCUAUCCGUGGGAGAGCAGUCACGAGGAGAGACAAGCGAUCAUGAACUCGAAGCGUGACGAGUAUAUCCGCUUGAAGGCAGGCUGGUGGGAGCGCAUGGUUGACGGCAACUCAACAUCCGAGGAGUAUGAAAACUGGAAAGAACAGCGCAACCGAAUAGAGAAGGAUGUUCAUCGUACCGACCGUACUAUACCUCUCUUUGCUGGAGAGGACAUCCCACAUCCUGACCCAGACUCUCCAUUCGCCGAUACAGGAACCAACGUGCACCUUGAACAGAUGAAGGACAUGCUCUUGACGUACAAUGAAUAUAACCCAGACCUGGGCUAUGUGCAAGGCAUGAGUGACCUCCUGGCUCCUCUCUAUGCAGUUAUGCAAGAUGAUGCUGUGGCCUUCUGGGCUUUCGUUGGUUUCAUGGAUCGAAUGGAACGAAAUUUCCUUCGAGACCAGUCGGGCAUGCGAUCUCAGCUCCUUGCUUUGGACCAUCUCGUUCAGCUUAUGGACCCGCAGCUGUACGUCCAUCUUCAGUCUGCGGACAGCACAAACUUCUUUUUCUUCUUCCGCAUGUUACUGGUCUGGUACAAGCGGGAGUUUGAAUGGGGAGAUGUCUUGCGUCUCUGGGAGGCACUAUGGACCGAUUACUUCUCCAGCAGCUUUCAUCUUUUCAUUGCCUUGGCGAUUCUAGAGAAGCAUCGGGACGUCAUUAUGGAUCACUUGAAGCAUUUUGAUGAAGUACUGAAGUAUAUCAAUGAGCUUUCCAAUACGAUGGACCUUGUCCCCAUUCUCACACGCGCCGAAUCGCUCUUCCAUCGCUUUGAGCGAUCGGUCCAGGUAAUCGACAAGAAAGACAACUUCCCCGCCCCUUCUGCACACCAGCGCCGACCAGCAAGUAGCAGUCCAGACUCGGCUGGCAAGGGCAAAUCGCCUCAGCGCCCAACCGUCGGAUCCAGCAGCGGCGUUCGUCCCCCUUCCGCACUUCAACAAGCAAUUGACAAGGACAAGCCAAAGGUCAUCUCUCCGGAAUUGCGAGAGCUUCUGAGAAAAGAUGUCCCCUGGAGACGCCAGCAGACAUCAUAG